Messenger RNA from Caenorhabditis auriculariae, 3702 nucleotides. Lineage: Eukaryota; Metazoa; Nematoda; Chromadorea; Rhabditida; Rhabditidae. The record is from the annotation of a GenBank genome assembly.
AUGCGACCAUAUUCAGUCGCGCGCGACACGUCUCGCACCGCGGCGACGCCCCUUUUCCUCGCGGUUGGGCUGUUUUCGAUGAUCCUGCUGCUGAUCUACCUCCUCGUGUACUUCCCCGUCGCGACACCACGAUUGGCGACGUCGCCGACCCCACCGACGCCGAAGCGACAGGCCGACGAGGCGACUCAGGUCGAUGUCGCGCCCGCGACAACCGACCUGUACGCCUUCAUCGAUCGCGUCGAACAUCGACGACAGAUUCCGAUGCUCCACCAGCCCUUCCUCUAUGCUGUCCGCCUCAAACUCUAUCUACCUUGGAAACCGUCAGUUCGGAAAAAAAUUUUUGUUGAGGCCGGAAUAAAUAGCAAAAUUUGAACUUAUGAGAGAGGAUGAAGUUGAAAAAAGAAGUUCUGAAAUUAUCUGAUUUUUCUUCAGUUUGACUUUGAUUUCCAGCUAAUGAAAAGUUAUUGUUCUUUCAUACUUUCAUAAGAUUUGAAAACUAAGCUAGACCGAAUUUCCGGUUUUUUUUUUAAAUUUCUUUUUAGCCCGACCGCUUCUUAUUAGUCACCAUUUUCUCAAUGUUGUGAAAAAAAGGCGUGUCCACCCAAUAUAAUCUAUUAAAGUCAACUUUUAGAAAUUUUAGAAAAUGAUAAAUAACAAAUUCGACUUCUUCUCGGUAAUCUGUGAAAAAAAAACGGAAAUUUUGUGAGCAACCUGUGGAAAAUGUCCAAUUUUAAGGUUUUCAACAUUUUUAUUUUAAGGUUCUUAUAAAUAUGACUAUUGCAAAUUUUCGAAAUUUGAAUCCUUCUAUUCAAAAAAAGAAACCCAACUCCCGAGAAUUCUGCAGCUGUUCAUGAUCAUUAAACCAUUAGAAGUUUAAUGAAAAUCUGAAAGAAUCUCAUAAUAAAAAAAUAUGAUCUCAUCGUAAUCCUUUCCAGAAACGUAACUUUUGGCGAGAACGACUUCGCCUUGGAGGGUCAUCUACGGAUGCAUUUCGUGUCUGGCGGUGGGUCGAGAAUACUUCUUCACUCUGUUGAUCAACACAUCGGCGAUUGUUCACUUCUCGACGAGUUUGGCCGCAGCAUCGGCGUCAAGCAGGUCAAAAAUCGAGGACUUUGGGGAAAAUUGAAUUUUUCUGGAAAUGUUCGUUUUUAAAGUGAAAUGCCUAGUUUUCUUAAGGUAUUAUAUUCAAAAACUAGUGGUCGAGAAAAAGAUUUCCUGGCCUCAAUCUUGCCGAGAAAUAUAACUUCUAUGACUAGGAACUUUAUCAAGAGGGCAAAAAACUCAGUAAAAAAGAAAUAGCAAAAAUUAAUAGGAUUUUGACCAAUUUUCCGUUGAAUUCGUUUUACAGAGUUCUUUUUAAACAACGCUAUUGAUUUUUUACCGACCUAUAAACGGUUUUAAUUCAAUUCAUUGCUCGAUAUGAACCUUUAGAAUAGUGAAAUCAAGGUUUUUGUCGAUUUCAAUCCCAUUUCUUCCUCUUUCAGGUCCGCCGAGAACAUUCUCAGCUCCUCGAUUUCGAACUGAUGCACGACAUGAUCAGUGGAAUGAAUUAUACCCUGGACAUUCCCUUCCGGGGACACAUUUCUCAGGACAAACAGGACGGCAUCUUCGCUUCGCCUUACAAACAUGGCGAGGAGACCAGGUCAUUUUGGGAGCUCAUUGUAAGCCGCGGUUUCGAAUUAAUAAAGUCAAGGAGAUUUUUUUCAAAGUCACGUUGUAUACUUGAUUUGAUAAGAAAUUGAUGUUAUCAAGCGAAAUGAUUGAAUUCAGAUAAAGGAAAAAUAUAAAAGUUGCUUGAAAAAGUUUCUAAAAUAACAGGCUUUUUCGAUUGGGUUUCAGCUUUCUUUAAAAUCUCUAAUAAUAGAUAGAUACGGAUGGCUCUUACAAAAAAAAGGUCCUGAAAGGAUUAGCGAGAUAGCGUGCGAAAGGGAGAGGGUUUUUACAUAACCCGGUUUAUUUUUAAUUUUUGAACCAACGGAGUUAAUUUUUUAUUCAUUGAGACGUUUAUCUUCAUUCUUCACAUUUAGUUUGAGGGCUAAAACAAAAGUUUGAAAACAGAAGCGAGAGAUCAAUGGAGACUUGAAGAGGCGUCAGAGAAGUGGGUGUCUCUCUCUUUCUCUCGUGUCUCUUCAGACUACCUGUGGUCAAUACAAACAAAAAGACAGUAGUACUUUUCUGGGGUCUCUUCAAACCGUUUAAUGUCUACUUCCACUAACAAUUUUUCACAUAAAUCAAUUUUUGGGAAUCAACAGAACUUGAAAACUUGAAGAAAGAUUUUCUGAUCAGUGUUUACAAGUUUUUGGCCUUGAAAGUUUAGUUCGCAUUGAAAGGAGGUGUUCAAUUGUAGAUUCCUGACGGCCACGCACCUCCAGACUACCGAGGCUCGGUCAGUGUUUCCCUGUAUCGACAUUCCUGAGGUCAAAGCCCAGUACGACGUCGUGGUUGAACAUCCGACUGGAACUAGCGCCGUUUCCAAUAUGAUGGAGAAUGAGACGAGUGUUGAUGGGUAAGUACAUCGGAAUUCGAAAUGGCUUGAAAAUGAUAGUAUUUGAAGUAAAAAAAAACUUUGAUUCAAUUAGAAACGCCAGAGUGGUCCCUAAAGGGGUUAGGGAGAAACAGCCCCUGCAGAGGACGAAACAGCGCUUCUUAAAGAAGUGAAACAUUACACUAUUCAAUGUUUUUUUGUCGUGGCUCGAAAUUAAAAAGACAUAUAGAAUAAAAACUGAAUUUAUUAAUCUUCUGUUGAUAUUUUUUUCAUUCAAAUAACGCUAAUUAAUUCAGUUUGUCGCUUAGAAGUUUCUUCUCUCUGGAGUUGAAAUAAAAAAAUAAUAAUUAACGAAAAAUGCUCCCCCAUAGUGACCUCUAUAAAAGAGUUAAGAUGGGCUCCUAAGUUUUUCCGCUCUAGGGACCACUCUGGCGUUCCCAAGUAGGCUUCAAAACUUUUUUUGAUUUUUCUAUAGACUUAUAGAUUUUUCGAGUUAAGUUCAUUUCAUUCACAAGAAAAAAAUUUGGUAUUGAAAAAAAUCGAUAACUGGAAGAUAAUUAUAAAAAUUGUUCAGAAUCGCAACAAAAAAACUGAAAUUUUUCGGAAAAAUAUCUUUGAAAUCACCUAUGUUUUUGAAUUUUUUUAGAAAUUGGACAGUUACGAAGUUCCACCGUACGCCGCCCAUGUCGACCUAUCUUUUCGCCUUGGCCGUCAGCGAUUUUCCAUUCUUGGAAUCACAUUCGAGCCAAGGAAUCAGGGUAAUUUUGUUAUGAAAUUGAGAAGAAAAAAACCAUUUUUCUGCUUCACUUCCAUUUUAAAAAGGAAGUAGAACGUUUUGCGACAAUCGUGUUGUCGUCGAAAAUUUAUAUAUUGAAAACAAUAUAUAUUGAAACAUCUUUUCAAUCAAUUAAUCACCCCGCUUUAUUUUUUGGUUUAACUUUUUCUGAUGAGGAUCUCUAAUUCUUGAAAAUUAAUGAAAAAUUGUUCAUGAACUUCAGAAUUUUUUAUUCCUCAUUUUUCAGAUUCGAGUCUAUUGUGACCCGCUGAAAAUCGCCGAUUCUGUACUGAUGUUGGACUCGACGGGACCUUUAUUGGACUUUUUCACGGACUAUUUCGGCAUUCCUUAUCCUCUGGACAAAUUAGGUCCGUUUAUUUUCAAGAUUUUUGACAGUGAUUCAAAAUCAUGUCAUUUACAUAUUACGCGUAGGAUUCCCUGA